UCCUCUUGUGCCAAGGUCCACUCUAGCUGGGAAACACCUCUCUGAAAGCGUCUCUACCUCUUUUCAACCGUUAAAUUAGUUUAAAAACCAUUAUUACUGACUCGUAAAUUAGCUUUUCAUACGUAUUGAAGUUUAUACAACAGUUGUGUGUACGUGUCACAUCGCGGGACGUUGUCGUUAGUCUCUUUUUCGGGACAUUUUCGUCGUUAAAUCUGCCCCCUCCGGAGCGUGCUAACGUUAGCUCAGCGGCUAGCCACCAUUCACUCGUCAAGGAAAGAAUCGAUUAAUCGCUAUCGUUGUAAUCAUGGAUCAAUCAGGAAUCACAGCAGUAACUCCGAAGAGCCCGUGGGGCUCGGUGGCCCCGGUGCCUCCGACCUGCUCUCUGGCUGAUGUGAUGAGCGAACAGCUGGCCAAACAGCUGGAGGAGGAGAACAGCCACUUCCCUACUCUCACCGAUCCCGGAGCAGAUCUCUUGCUGUCAGACGAAGUCUCCGAGACGACCAGCGACCUGAUGCUCGCCCAGAUGCUCCAGAUGCAGUUUGACCGCGAGUUUGACGAUCAGCUCCGCCGGGAGGAGAAGAAGUUCAACGGAGACAGCAAAGUGUCCAUCUCCUUUGAGAACUACCGUAUGGUCCAUCCGUACGAAGACAGCGACAGCUCCGAGGACGAGGUGGACUGGCAGGACACGAGACACGACCCCUACAGAGCUGAGAAGCCCCAGACUACGCCCAGGAGAGGCUUCACCGGGAAAGGCAAGAACAUCACCACCAAACACGACGAGGUGACCUGCGGACGCAAGAACACGGCGCGCAUGGACAACUUUGCUCCGGAGGUGCACGUGGGAGACGGGUUGGGGAUGGACCUGAAGCUGUCCAACCAGGUGUUUAACUCCCUGAAGCAGCAUUGCUACAGCGAGCAGAGACGUAGCGCCCGGCUACACGACAAGAAGGAGCACUCCACCGCCGAACAAGCCGUGGACCCUCGCACUCGUCUGCUGAUGUACAAAAUGGUGAACGCCGGCGUUCUGGAGAACAUUAACGGCUGCAUCAGCACCGGGAAAGAGUCGGUGGUCUUCCACGCUAACGGAGGGAGCCUGGAGGAGCAGCCUGUCCCGGACGAAGUGGUGCUGAAGGUCUUCAAGACGACGCUCAACGAGUUCAAGAACCGCGACCGCUACAUCAAAGACGACUAUCGCUUCAUCGAUCGCUUCAGCAAACUGAACCCUCGCAAAAUAAUCCGUCUGUGGGCCGAGAAGGAGAUGCACAACCUGAGCAGGAUGAAGAAGGCUGAGAUUCCCUGUCCGGAGGUGGUGCUGCUGAAGAAACACAUCCUGGUGAUGUCGUUCAUCGGCGAAGACCACGUUCCUGCUCCCAAACUCAAAGACGUCACGCUGAGCUCCGAGGACAUGAAGAGCGCCUUCUACCAGGCCCUAAAUCUGAUGCAGCAGUUGUAUCAGGAGUGUAAUCUGGUUCAUGCCGAUCUCAGCGAAUACAACAUGCUGUGGCACAAAGGAAAGGUGUGGUUGAUUGACGUGAGUCAGUCCAUCGAGCCCACCCAUCCUCACGCCUUGGAGUUCCUCUUCAGAGACUGCAGGAACGUUUCCACGUUCUUCCAGAAGAGAGGAGUGAUCGAGGCGAUGAGUGUGUACGAGCUUUUCAACGCUGUGAGCGGACUGAACAUCCCCAUUGGUGAAGAGGAUGAGGCCGAGUUUAUUGCUGAGAUUGUGGCGUUGGAGAAGAGGAACGAGGACCACGUGCAGCGCCGUGGAAAGAAAACCUUCCCGGUAGCCUCCCGAGACGGAGACCCUCCUUUAAUACCCGACGCCGAUGACUAACGCCCGCCCCGCGCGCUCUCUCUUCACGAUCCCGACGUGUUGAAAAUGCUGUUUUAAAAAAAAAAAAGAAAAAAAGGAGGAGACGAAUAACGGAGGAGGAGGCGCCCUGGAGGACCCGGAGCCCCCCCCCUCCAACCAUCCAAUCACCUGCCUCCUUUUUAAAACGGGCAGGACGGAGCGCCUCCUCCUGGCUGCAGGAGGGAGGAGUUUCACCGGGUUGGAUGUUGAAGUCAGAGCGUCCUGAGAGGCACCGUCAGGGUUUCCUCGAGUCAUCGUGCUAAUAUCGGCCCGCGCGGUAUCCAGUACCGUGUGUGUUUUUGUAAGAAGAAUCGCAGUAAAAACGGGCAAAAGCUUCUCGCACGGGACCCUCCUUUUAUCCGGCUGGAUGAAAGAUACACGCUUAGGGGGUUUAUUUUAAAUCCUAAAAUUUUGUGAAGAAGCCACUGAUGUCAGGCUGAAAUUAGGGGGGAACAUGAGGGUGAAAAGACAGAAUAUUAUUUUGAUUUGAUUUAUUUUGGAUUUGAUUUAUUUUGGAUUUGACAAACGACAUAAUCCAAAGGAUAGCAUGUUGAAGUGUAAACACUUAUUUCCAACAUGGUCCUUGGUGUUAGAACAUGCAACACAUAACGAAGACCUAUUUCAGGUCAAAGACAAUAACCUAACAUGUAAUACAGAUCAUCCAAGGUUUGAAAGCAUUCUAAAAUCAGAGAAUACAUGUAUUGGGUGUAAUCAUUUCAUCCUGUAGCUUCAGCGUGGUGUUAACACCACACAGAAUCUGAUUUUUGAAGCUACAUCCUGAGAAAGGUAACAGGUUAGCAGGAUUAUUAAUGGAACCCACGCAACUUCUAGGCAGGGCCCGCCCUUCAAUAGCAUUCACACGCUGCUACUGGCCAGGCGCCCAUGCUUACGCUAGGUGACGGAGCCCGAUUAGUUCAGGUCCUGUCCCCUGACCAGGCCGGCUAUCCUAACCCUUAACCACUCGAGGUCAACGCCUAGCCCCAGCCAAUCAGGCUGCUCCGUAGGACGAGGCUUGCCUAGAAGUUACGUGGGAUCCAUUAUAACGCGGAUUUGACAGUUUUCACAGAACCACCAAAAAUCAAACAGUUUGUGGCCGAUCCAGAUGUUGCUUUUUACAGCCAAAACUUACAGUAAGCUGAUGGUUUUGGUGCAUCUAAA
Messenger RNA from Perca fluviatilis (European perch), 3010 nucleotides. It is a transcript of the gene riok3, whose product is annotated as RIO kinase 3 (yeast). Gene Ontology annotation, molecular function: protein serine/threonine kinase activity; ATP binding. Lineage: Eukaryota; Metazoa; Chordata; Actinopteri; Perciformes; Percidae. Gene Ontology annotation, cellular component: preribosome, small subunit precursor; cytosol. The record is from RefSeq and is a predicted model, not a curated record. The transcript has 13 exons. Gene Ontology annotation, biological process: maturation of SSU-rRNA; protein phosphorylation. Bases 305 to 1834 code for a protein of 509 amino acids.